UUUGCUCGAAACAUAACGGCUGAUCAGAUUAGUGUACAGAUUCUCAGUGGAAAAGGGGAGCUGAAAAAUAUCGAGCUCAACGAAGUGGUUUUAAGUGAGGUGCUCGAACUACCCACAUGGCUUCGAAUAAAACGAGCGGUGUGUAAUAAAAUUGCUGUGAAAGUGCCAUGGACACGACUGAAAUCACAGCCAGUUCAGCUUUUCAUUGAUGAAAUACGGGUUGAAGUUGAACUGACUUCUGAAGAAGUUGUCAGCAGUGGUUCCAGUCCUUUGAGUGCGUUUGCGGAUUCAGCUUACGGAUUUGCGAAUCGGGUCGCCGAAGGCAUGUCACUCUAUGUCAAUUCAGUGGAAAUCGCUUUUGAUUCGGGAGUUUUCCGGGGUUCCUUGACGCUUUCGAGAUUGGCUGUAGAAAGUAGGAGCCCCGGUUGGCAACCGAUCAGCGACUUGCGAUACAGUCGAAUCAUCGAUCCGGCAACUUGCAAAUUACUUAUGUUCAAAACGGUCACAUGGCAAUUAUUGCGUAUUGAAGCCUCGGCGCAAGCUCAGCAACCGUCACGGAACGUGAUAAAUGCACCGCUGCGACUAAUCACAAGCAGCGGCAAGAGCCGUAUCACCGUGAAAAAAUCCACUGCCGAUGGCAGUGUUCUUGGUGGUCGCAUCCAGAUAAUACUGGAUGAUAUCUUGUGGAUUGCUACUUUGCCUCAAGUGCGCUCAGCAAUUGCAUUCUAUGAUCAUAUCAUGAAAAUCGUGAAAUUAGCUCCGGAAAAGCCGCCAGUUGUGCCCUUACAGCAGCAAAAUGAAACAAAACAACUACUAUCACCGCCCACAUGCAAAGCCUCAAAUCCAGUUUCCAGUGCCUUUCGAAAUUUCGAUUUUGAGCAAACUUCAUAUCAUGUAUAUGUUGGCAAAAUAGAUCUUCAUCUGUGCGAUGAUAACUUGUCUUCGGAAGAUUAUCCGAAGGACUGGGACAUUGUGUGUGGUGCGCUGCAGGUCACUCUAGUCCGGCUCACAGUCGAUUUCUAUCCAGCCAACAGUGCCAUAUCGGAUCGCAACGAGUGGGUGCGGUACGAUAAUGAAAAUCAGUGUGCUGCAUGGGUGCACAAAAGUCGCUUAACGGGAAUGUGGCGGAAUUUAAUGUCCCAGAACUGGGUGGUACGUAUGCACGAUGUUGUUGUGCAAUGUGUCACUGAUAUGGAUUCCAAAAAAGAUGCGUUGUUUAAUUUGUUCAUGUCGGAUCGCCGAUCGAAAGUUUCGAUGCCAGGCGACAAGCCUCUUUUCCAUCUCGAACUUGCAUCGUUCUAUCAUCCGAAAAUCUCCGAUGCGUCGUUUGAAAUCGAGAAAAUUCCAAGGACAUUUUUACGCGUCGAACUACUGAUGCCAAAGAUAAUACUGCCAUUCAAAGAGUCGGACUCGUUGGACGCACGUCUGCCACAGAGACUUGUGCUCAGUAUGAGUACCGUAUUGUUAACAAACUGCGAAACAUUUUGCAGCGAUGAAUCAAAUUCAUUUUUCAAAUCCCUCUCACCGAACAUAAUUGAUUUUAUCGACAGGACGAAUCUUUUGACUGGAAAAGAGAAAUUCAAGGAAUUCAUUUUCCAGCUCAAUCAAAAUUCCUACUUUGAUGUUGACGAAGGAGAACGAUUUUGGAUAAAAACUUCACCUGUAUGGAUUGAUACUGAUUUUGGCAGCGGAACACCAAGCACAGUACUUCUGGCUGAUGUUGCUUUCCAUGCUCUCGUGAGCGCCAAAACGGAUAAAGUGAACAUAGCGCUACAGCCGUUGUGGAGGAUUCGAGCAGCCGUUAAUCAUUAUCAAUUUGUUGCCAUAGUGCGAUUGAUAAGCCGAAUAUCGAUGUUUGUGGACCAGCUUGUUGCUGAUGGAAAAUUUUUUUCAGUCAAUCGUAGCAACGGUUGUGGCGUUGCAAUUGCAUUCAUUUGCUUCGUUGACGAGGUCGAACUUAAUUUCAUUUUACCUGCCGAUCCUUUGCCAACUCCAUACGAUCUUCCGCAGGCCGCAUCGCUCCGCUCUGCCACGCCAUCAUCAAUUGGUUAG
Messenger RNA from Gongylonema pulchrum, 2052 nucleotides. Lineage: Eukaryota; Metazoa; Nematoda; Chromadorea; Rhabditida; Gongylonematidae. The record is from the annotation of a GenBank genome assembly.